Molecule: messenger RNA, 1350 nt
Organism: Symbiodinium sp. CCMP2592
Lineage: Eukaryota; Dinophyceae; Suessiales; Symbiodiniaceae
Source: the annotation of a GenBank genome assembly
AUGCCGGUAUUUCCUCUGCACGGUCUGGCGGUUUGCUACGCAUCGCUCCUCUUUCGGGAGGCGCUGGGCCACCGGUUGAAGGCCGCACGAGAGGUGAUGGAGAUCUCCGACACGGAGGAGGUCGAAGGCAUCGACGACUACCCCCUCGCGUGGGAUUUCGAUCAGAGCUGGGUUAACUCGACGAAUUAUGUGCAGGUCUUGAAGGAUGUCCAGAAGCGGGUGGAGAAGAUGCAAUCGGGUUCUUCUUAUCCCGGGCCGCGCGAGUCGACGAGGCUGAUCCGAGAACUCUGGAUGCUUACCGAUCAGAAACUGGCAGAUGAUAAGACCUACCGAUGCUUCGACUUCUGUGUGGUGUGCGAGCCGUCGACAGAGGAGCUGGUACAUGAGCUGGUACAUGACCGCCGGCUGAAAUCCAUCGCAGUCACACGCUCCAAAGGCUGGAAGGACCAGGUCAAGAUGGCCCUCGUAGCUCCAUUAGAGGUUGCCGGUGGUCUCGUCGGCGGCAUCUUCGACGGGCUGCUUGCCGCAGGUGUCAUCGGGAUCGGCGGCGGAGUCAUCGCAGGCGAAGCGAUGGCGGACAAAAUCGGCCCUGGCUUUCUCAGCCUGCUGACGGGCCUCGUCUCGGGAGCCGUGAGCACUGCAGUGGUGCUCCCCUUCGCCACAGCGGUGCUUCCGUUACUCGGCGCGGUCCAAGGCAUUGGCAUCACAAAGGCCCUGACGAACUGCGGCCGGGUUGGCUUCAAGACCGCCGAGGACGGCAAAUUCUUGAAGGACCAGCCCUUCGAGACCCAUUUCGGCGACAGCAACUACGGCUUGAAACGACUCAGGACUGCGAUGGGCUACAACAAGUCCACGUCAGAGCAGCUGAAGAGGUCUCCUAGGUCGAAUUAUUUCCCGAGUCUUCCGGGUGACCUGUUCAGAUGGGACACGUCGCCCAGUCAGGAGCUGCAGAACUACAAGGCCAUGUCACACUGCGAAUAUCUUCGCAGGCGGCCGUUCGACAUCCGCCACGCCAUGCUCUGCAUGCGGCAUUCCAUGCUUUGUGGAAAACGUGGCGGCAUGGUGAUCCCCGCGACGAGCGAUGACCGGUGCGCUCGCCAGUCCGCUCCCUUCUGGUCCAACCCAGACACUCAGAUCUUCCGCGUGUUCAAGGAGAGAAAGGAGAGGGCAGAGUGCGUCGUGCUGCUUUGUGCCCACCAGCAAAAAAUGUUGAACGGCACCUCAGAACCCAAGGAGGACUUGGAGAAGGUCAACUCCUGCCAUCGGAAGUAUUUCCCAAAGGGAUCUCAUUUCGUACAGGCAGGCUCUUGGCCGGAUUUUAAGGAAUACUGCGACUACUGGGCGGCAUGA